Messenger RNA from Aedes albopictus (Asian tiger mosquito), 1003 nucleotides. RefSeq names its product muscle-specific protein 20. The record is from RefSeq and is a predicted model, not a curated record. The transcript is spliced from 4 exons. The annotation marks the transcript as partial. Gene Ontology annotation, cellular component: actin cytoskeleton. Gene Ontology annotation, molecular function: actin filament binding. Lineage: Eukaryota; Metazoa; Arthropoda; Insecta; Diptera; Culicidae. Gene Ontology annotation, biological process: actin filament organization.
CAGUAGACGGAAGAUCUGCGGCCCGCGGCAAGACUAUCAAGACGUGGUGAAGAUUACCGUCUAUGUACUUGCCAUUGCCAGUUCCAUAUACCUCCUUCUCCCUUUGCAGGUCGCCGGCAAACGCGACAAAGACCAGGAACGCGAAGCGCAGCACUGGAUCGAAACGCUGCUCGGCGAAAAGUUCCCCAACGACCAGCUGUACGAGGACUGCCUGCGCGACGGUAUCCUCCUGUGCCGUCUGAUGAACCGCCUCUCGCCGGGAAUCGUUCCGAAGAUAAACACCACCGGAGGUGACUACAAAAUGAUGGAUAACAUCAGCCAAUUCCAAAAGGCAUGCAUCAAAUAUGGCGUCGCCGAUGUGGACCUGUUUCAGACAACCGACCUGUGGGACAAGAAGAACAUUGCGCUGGUCACUACCACCAUCUUCGCCGUCGGAAGAGCGUGCUACCGCCAUCCGGAGUUCCGCGGCCCGUACCUCGGUCCGCGUCCAUCUGAAGAGAACCGCCGUGAGUUCACCGAAGAGCAGCUGCGUGCCGGCGAGGGUCUGAUUGGGCUGCAGGCCGGCUCCAACAAGGGAGCCACCCAGGCCGGACUCAACUUUGGGGCCACCAGGAAAAUCCUGCUCGGAAAAUAGGGUUUCAACAUUGAUUCCCGCAGAUCAUCGGCACCAUUAAACAAAUUUGAGUGAAUUAAAUUAUUUAUUUAUUAACACACCAUUGUAUCUGUUAAAGUUGGUCAUUUGUAGCCAAUGUUCUUGAUUGUUUGGAGUUUCGCUCUCGUUAUGAUUUCGAACAAUAUAUUUACUAGAUGCAUUCGGUGAUCUACGUCACUUUGAGGUAAUCAACAACGAAAAAGUAUUGUUUUCAGUAAGGACUAAUAAACUACAUAUGAGCAUGGUAUCCAUAUGAUAAGAUUUCAGGAGGCUGACUCAUCCGGUAUUUGUUUUUGAUAUGAAUACUGCAAUUUGAAUAAUAUGGUAUGCUUUACUAUGUUCCAAAAUUAA